Molecule: messenger RNA, 1336 nt
Organism: Equus caballus (horse)
Lineage: Eukaryota; Metazoa; Chordata; Mammalia; Perissodactyla; Equidae
Source: RefSeq, a predicted model, not a curated record
UUGACCUCAUAGUUAAUCUGCGUGAUAGCUGAUCACGCAGAAAUUCUAGUGAUUUUUCUAUUUCUUUUAAAUACACACACGCACACACACACGCGCGUACACACACACAGCCCGGCCCCCUCUAAAGAAAGAAUCAAAACAAAGCAAGCAAACAAACCUAAGUCGAUGGACCUGGGGGAGUAUGUGUGAGUGUGAGGGAAAUGAGUAUGUGUGCGCGCGUUUCUCUCUCCCUUAUUUGUCUCGGUAUGCGUCUCUCCCUGUACCCUCCCCCUGCCUCAAUUAUAUUAUUCUCCCAGACUUGGAAGCUGCUCCCUGAACUGACGCUUUGAUGGUAUCUGCAAGCGUUUGUGCUGAUCUUAUUUCUGUUCCCUGAAUAUUAAUUCCUGAAGCUGGUAGCAAUACAGCUCCCCAGUGACAAGCCCUACUAGAGGCAGGUGGGGGGAGCCACCAUCAGAUCAUAAGCAUAAUAAUAAUACAAAGGGGAGGGCUUCUGCAACCAAGAGGCAAGAGGCAGAGGAAGAAAAAAAAAAAAGCGAUGAGUUCGACAAAUAUAUGGAGCACAGGAAGCUCAGUCUACUCGACUCCUGUAUUUUCACAGAAAAUGACGGUGUGGAUUCUGCUCCUGCUGUCGCUCUACCCGGGCCUCACGAGCCAAAAAUCUGAUGAUGACUAUGAAGAUUAUGCUUCUAACAAAACGUGGGUCUUGACUCCAAAAGUUCCUGAGGGUGAUGUCACUGUCAUCUUAAACAACCUUCUGGAAGGAUAUGACAAUAAACUUCGGCCUGAUAUAGGAGUGAAACCAACAUUAAUUCACACAGACAUGUAUGUGAAUAGCAUUGGUCCAGUGAACGCUAUCAAUAUGGAAUAUACAAUUGAUAUAUUUUUUGCCCAAACAUGGUAUGACAGACGUCUGAAAUUUAACAGCACCAUUAAAGUCCUCCGAUUGAAUAGCAAUAUGGUGGGGAAGAUCUGGAUUCCAGACACUUUCUUCAGAAACUCCAAAAAGGCUGAUGCACACUGGAUAACCACCCCCAAUAGGAUGCUGAGAAUUUGGAAUGACGGUCGAGUGCUCUACACUUUAAGGUUGACAAUUGAUGCUGAAUGCCAAUUACAAUUGCACAACUUUCCAAUGGAUGAACACUCCUGCCCCUUGGAGUUCUCCAGUUAUGGCUAUCCACGUGAAGAAAUUGUCUACCAAUGGAAGCGUAGUUCUGUUGAAGUGGGUGACACAAGAUCUUGGAGGCUUUAUCAAUUCUCCUUUGUCGGCUUGAGAAAUACCACUGAAGUAGUGAAGACAACUUCUGGUAAGAUGCACCUGUAAAGAAUUUUGAGGGAC